AAUUUUUUUCGAUUACGGUUCUAACUGACAUUUCAGGGGUUUUCGAUACGUAUCACUUCUUUAUAUGGGCUUCCGCCGGAAAACUUCCCCCGGAAAACCCCGCCCAGCUGUCAGUCAGCGGGAGACGCUAGAGCUUGCUAACAGCUUAUCACGCCACUCAGCUUUGUUUAAUUUCAAAAGUCAACAAUGGCACAACAAGAAGUGUGUUUUUGGAUGUAAGGAGAAGACAUCCAGCCUUAUGGAAACAAUGGAUAUAGUUUAUUAUCCGGAUUAGCAGCGGAGUUUUGCGUGUGUGUGUUUGAUGCGGUGGAUUUUCAUGACGAGUUACACGUGGUGAAUUUCACAAAUGGUUGUGUAAAAGUGAAUUGUCGUAAUGGGAUCGUCUAUUAUAUUCCUGCUCCUCUAUGCAGGACUGAUAGGUUUGGGGGGUGUGAAAUCUGCAGAGCAAAAUCAAACCUGUGGAACCGGUGCUGGAAUUACAUCAGGACAAUGCACUCAUAUGUCAAACUCCACGCAAAACUUCUUGUCGUGUGCCGGCGUGCCAUCAGAUCUUGAAGCGGAUCAUGUGUUGAAUCUAAAGGGACUCAUCAGUGCUGCUCUGGAUGUUUACACUUUCAUGCGCUCCAGCGUGUCCGGCGUUCCUGUGCUGGAUCUGUCCGGAGGUGUCGCUCUGGAUGAGGAUCAUGUGAUCAAGGCGUGGCUGGACGUCAGACUCACUCCUUUGCUGUCAUCCAUCUCCAGAAACUUUCUUACGUGUCUCAGUAACAGAAACUUCAGCUGCAAUGCCUACCAGACUGUUGUGAGGGAGUUGAGUCAGCAUUUCUCUCAUCUAGAUCCAGUGAAACAGAAGUGGAUUUAUUCUUUUUUUAUGUACCCGUUUCUCUCGAGAAACACAUCCUCAGGUUGUGUUGAUCCAGAGGCCAGCAGUGAGGAUUGGCUCAUGAAGAACUUUGGCUCAUUCUCAGUCAUGGCUCAAGUGCGAGACUUCACGUCCAUCAAUAUGCUGUUCAGCGGGUUGGAGGUUUUGCACCUCUUGACUCGAGAGCAGAAGGCCGAGCUUCUCCUCUAUCCAGAGAUGGUGGGCUUGACUGACAGCUCUCUCAGUCUGGUCUUCCAGAGUUUACUUUCCUCUCUUCAGUCUUCCGAGAACCACCAGCCAUCAGAUAACGGCACAAUGUUUUACAUGAGAAAUGGUCCAUCCGCCUCGAUGCAGGAUCCCCUCCGACAGGCUCUUAAUGGAUUCAUGACAGCAUUUAGACCCGUCGGAAGUUUUGUACACAACUUUGUGUCCCUGACACAGCAGCAAAACUUGUACGGUAUGCGGAGCGCCACGCUAAUGCAGGCCGUGAUAAACCUCACGCUCGCUGAGAUCGCCGCUCCUUUCAAGCAGCAGAAUUUGACAGAUGAGCUGCAGGACGAGUUUGACCCCACAGAUAUUGACGACUGGUUCACAUAUGUGGUCUCUCCGAUGCUCAGGCGAUUCCUGCCCGGUGACCUGGCCGAAAUCCCAUCCAACCUCACGGCUGUCUUCCAUAACCAGUUCUACAUCGAGACAGGGAUGGGAUCUCAAGUCCCGAAUGAAAGUCAAGACAUCUGUAGCGUCAGUAUCGACGACAGAACGUGUGCCCUGACUGACCUGGUGGAGCACGUGUCCACUAUCCUGAACUGUGCCGCACGCUCAAACUUCACGCUCACGGAGGAGACGCUCUUGGAAGUUCUCCUUCAUCUCUCCCAGAACCUCAACGCUCUUCUGCAGCAGCUCUCCAUGACUAAUUUCAGUUCCCAGAGUCCGUACUUUGGUGACAUCCUGAAUCAAAUAGAAGACACCUUCACGACGCAGAGCUUGCAGGACGAGUCUUUUGUCAGAUUAUGGUUCCAGGUCAAACUGAAGCCUCUUCUCUCCACGCUGACUCCAGAAUAUCUCACAUGCCUCAGUCACAAAGAGUUCAGCUGCCAAACCUUUCAGCUGCUUGUUUCAGAACUAAGUGACAACAUGUUCAUGAUGUCAGGAGAAGGACCACAGGAUGUGUAUAGAUAUUUCAUCUUCUCCUAUCUAAGCCUAAAAAAUGCUUCAGGUGGUUGUCCCACUGAAAACAGCAGUGUCUGGGUGACCCAAAACCUUGGUGGAUUUUCACACUUUGCCAUGUUAAUGGAGAUGUACCAGCUAAAGCCAGACUUUAACGCUAUCGAUGCAAUCCCAGUUUUAUCUCCGAAUCAGCUGGCUGAACUGAUUGUUGAAGAUUUUCCUCGUCUCCCAGAGAAAAGCAUCAUCAUAAAUUUAGUUUUUGAUUAUAUCUUGAUUUCUCCAGAGGAGCGUGGUCUAUUUAUGAUGCUUGAACACCUCAUCAUGCUCGCUGACGAGAUGGGUCUGGAGUGCUCUUCAUACCAACUCAUUGUUCAGAGACUGGAGGAGUCUUUGCUUCUUCACUACAUGAUGGAACCGGUUCAGGACAACAUAGACCUGUUGAAAAAGAUGGCCUCACCUGGCUGCUUUCCUCCACCUUUUACGUGUAUUUCAACUCCUGUUAAUGAAACCUCAAUUUGCUCUGGAGUAAAUGGUGAUGAGCUGAACGCUCUUCUGUCAGCUGGUUUCAUGAGCGUCUCCUGUAAUAUCAGUCUGGAUCAGUACGCUUGUUCUCCGUUGAAUGACUUCACUGCUGUAAACCUGGCAGAUCUUCUGAAGUGUCAACUAUCAAGCAACAUCAGUUCAUCAAAGGAAAUCUGGAAACUGCUCUUAACCAAAACAAAUGAGGUUCUAGAUCAGGCGCUCAUCAUCUUCUCAAGCAUGGCAGAAAAUAUGACUCAGCCAAUCAGAAGUGAGUCGCUGUCUCAUGUGCUGGAUGUGAUCGCUGAACUCAGACUGGAGCAGUUGAGUCCUGACCAAUGGAAUGUGUGGUUCAAUGAGAGUCUGAAGGCCUUUUUACCGUACGCAUCAUCCUCACUAUUGCAGUGCAUGAUCAGCAAAAACCUCAGCUGUCAAACCUACCAGCAACUUCUUCAGGCUUUUAAUAUUCAGUUCCAUCUAAUGGAUGAGAUGCAGAGAAGCAACAUGGUGGAGUUCUUCAUCUUGCCCUUCCUCAGAAGAAACACAACAGAUCAAGGCUGUGUAUCAAGUUCUAACAGCAGCACUGAGUGGCUACAGAUGAACUUUGGGUUGUUUGUUCAGUUUGUGUCUCUCAGAGAUCUGCUCUUCAUCGACCCACUCUUAAAUCCUUUGGAGACUCUGGAUUAUCUCUCUGCAGACCAAAUGGUUGAACUGAUGGUUGAUGAUCUUCCUGAACUUACAGAAAAAGAUCUGAUCAUCAAUGAAGUGUUUGAUUAUCUGUUGGAGUCUCCUGUGGAACGAGGACUUCCUGAUGUUCUUCAAAUCCUGCUCAUACGCUCACAGACGACCAUUAUUCCAUGCAGUUCAUAUCUACUGAUUUUUGAGAAGUUGUUCAAUGCUUCAUCUUCUUUGCCAUCAUACGUGGAGACUCUUGUCCUUCAAAUAACUAAAGAACUCAAGCAGAAUGGAGCAAAAGACUGUAACCUUCCUCAACCUCCAACAUGUAUAUCUACAUUGGUAAAUGCUACCAGAGUCUGUGAAGGAGUCAACAGUGAUGAGCUGAACGCUCUUCUGUCAGCUGGUUUCAUGAGCGUCUCCUGUAAUAUCAGUCUGAAUCAGUACGCUUGUUCUCCGUUGAAUGACUUCACUGCUGUAAACCUGGCAGAUCUUCUGAAGUGUCAACUAUCCAGCAACAUCAGUUCAUCAAAGGAAAUCUGGAAACUGCUCUUCACCAAAACAAAUGAGGUUCUAGAUCAGGCGCUCAUCAUCUUCUCAAGCAUGGCAGAAAAUAUGACUCAGCCAAUCAGAAGUGAGUCGCUGUCUCAUGUGCUGGAUGUGAUCGCUGAACUCCGACUGGAGCAGUUGAGUCCUGACCAAUGGAAUGUGUGGUUCAAUGAGAGUCUGAAGGCCUUUUUACCGUACGCAUCAUCCUCACUAUUGCAGUGCAUGAUCAGCAAAAACCUCAGCUGUCAAACCUACCAGCAACUUCUUCAGUCUUUUAAUAUUCAGUUCCAUCUAAUGGAUGAGAUGCAGAGAAGCAACAUGGUGGAGUUCUUCAUCUUGCCCUUCCUCAGAAGAAACACAACAGAUCAAGGCUGUGUAUCAAGUUCUAACAGCAGCACUGAGUGGCUACAGAUGAACUUUGGGUUGUUUGUUCAGUUUGUGUCUCUCAGAGAUCUGCUCUUCAUCGACCCACUCUUAAAUCCUUUGGAGACUCUGGAUUAUCUCUCUGCAGACCAAAUGGUUGAACUGAUGGUUGAUGAUCUUCCUGAACUUACAGAAAAAGAUCUGAUCAUCAAUGAAGUGUUUGAUUAUCUGUUGGAGUCUCCUGUGGAACGAGGACUUCCUGAUGUUCUCGAAAUCCUGCUCAUACGCUCACAGACGCCUGGCUAA
Molecule: messenger RNA, 4438 nt
Organism: Paramisgurnus dabryanus
Lineage: Eukaryota; Metazoa; Chordata; Actinopteri; Cypriniformes; Cobitidae
Source: RefSeq, a predicted model, not a curated record